Hibiscus syriacus is the source of this 1113-nucleotide messenger RNA. RefSeq names its product 1-aminocyclopropane-1-carboxylate oxidase 1-like. The record is from RefSeq and is a predicted model, not a curated record. Lineage: Eukaryota; Viridiplantae; Streptophyta; Magnoliopsida; Malvales; Malvaceae. Bases 53 to 1003 code for a protein of 316 amino acids. The transcript is spliced from 3 exons.
AACCUCGAGCAGCAACAUCAACACAUUGCUGCUUACGUGAAACCUCGAGGCCAUGGGAGAAACAAUGGAGCUCACUUUCCCUGUUGUCGAUUUAUCCAAAAUCGACGGUGAUGAGAGAGGAGCCACCAUGGACGUGAUCAAAGAUGCUUGUGAGAAUUGGGGUUUCUUUGAGCUGAUGAACCAUGGAAUAUCCCAUGAGCUGAUGGACACGGUGGAGAAGCACACAAAGGAGCACUACAAAAAGUGCAUGGAGCAAAGGUUCAAAGAAAUGGUGGCAAGCAAGGGUCUUGAUCAAGUAGCUCAAACGGAGAUCAAUGACAUGGACUGGGAAAGCACUUUCUUCUUGCGCCACUUGCCGAAAACGAACGUUAACGAAAUCUCCGAUCUCGAAGAUGAUUAUAGGGUAGUGAUGAAACAAUUUGCAGUGGAAUUGGAGAAGCUGGCUGAAAAGCUUCUAGACUUAUUAUGUGAGAAUCUUGGAUUGGAGCAAGGGUACUUGAAGAAAGUCUUCUAUGGGUCCAAAGGACCAAACUUCGGUACCAAAGUUAGCAACUACCCUCCAUGCCCUAAACCAGACCUGAUCAAGGGACUAAGGGCACACACCGAUGCCGGCGGAAUCAUAUUACUCUUCCAAGAUGACAAAGUCAGCGGCCUGCAGCUCCUCAAGGACGGUAACUGGGUCGACGUUCCCCCGAUGAAACACUCCAUCGUCGUCAACCUCGGGGACCAACUCGAGGUGAUCACCAAUGGGAAGUACAAAAGCGUGAUGCACCGUGUGAUUGCUCAAACGGAUGGGACCCGAAUGUCCAUUGCUUCGUUUUACAACCCUGGAAACGAUGCCGUUAUACAUCCGGCACCGGCUUUGGUGGACGAAGGAGCCGAGAAAUCUGAUGUAUACCCGAAAUUCGUGUUUGAGGACUACAUGAAGCUCUACGCCGGCAUGAAGUUCCAAGCCAAGGAGCCGAGGUUCGAGGCCAUGAAGGCGAAUGCUGCAACUAUUUGAGUCCUUAAAAGACUAAAGAGAAAUGGGUUUAACAAGUUAUACAGAUCAUUAUGUAUGACUAAGCUACUGAGAGUUCAAUUAUAAUGUAUGACUCCUUGUGUUUAAUACUC